This is a messenger RNA of Clonostachys solani, 4563 nucleotides long. The record is from the annotation of a GenBank genome assembly. Lineage: Eukaryota; Fungi; Ascomycota; Sordariomycetes; Hypocreales; Bionectriaceae.
AUGAAUUCCUCGCCGUCGUCGCAGCCCCUCGAGCUAAGAGGGCGCCAUGAUGAACCUGAACCACUCCAUAUCAAAAUACGCCGCCUCUUCUCCGGUACACCGGCAGGGGCUCAUGUCAAGCUCCAGUUUGUGGAAAAGAUCUGGCCAGAGCUGGAGAGUGACUAUGAAUUGGUGAUGCGAGAGAUGAAGCAGUAUUGCACUCGCCACGUCAAUGUUCCUCACACUGUGACUGGUCGGGUGAAAUCUCGCGAAUCGAUUGAAAAGUCUAUCACGCGACGCGAAGAAUAUCGGAGAACUCACAGAAAUGGCCCCUACACAACACUUCACGAGAUAUUGGAGGAUGUGCACGAUCUCGCGGGCAUCCGAAUUACUGUUGACUUUCUCUCCGACACUGAGCCGGUCAACGAAUUCAUCAGAAAGAUUUUUCAGCCCACAAAAGAUGCAAAUAUCUUUCCCCGGCAUCGCAGUGUCGGCAGGCAAUGGAAAGCAUUAUUUGGUGCCUAUGAGAGUACGAACCAUCAUGUCACAGUCAGGCCCGAGGUUCCUGAUAUAUCCCAUCAAUUUGACAACGUCACGUUUGAAAUUCAAGUCACCUGCCUCGCAGAGAGCCUUUAUAACAAACUAGCACAUCCUUUACUGUACAAGGGACAAGCUGGUAGCAUCUCACGGAAGGACGAGAUGGUCAUUGACUUGAGUCAUGGAGUUGCACUCUGUUUCUCUAUUUGUCAAUUGCUAAUGCAAGAUAAACUAGAUGACCGAGUAAGGUCUAUAGACGAACCCGGUCUAAGAGAUGCGAUGAUACGGACGGCAGAUGGCCCUGAAAGUGAACCAUCCCGCGAAGCCAUGGACGCCUUAACAAAGCUCACACCAGAAGUCACUUCACAGAAUGUCCAGGAAAGUAACGGCACCAGUUUGAAGAGGCGAAGAUCAUUUGGAGAGAGUAUUCCAAUUGGGUCUCUUCUAGAAGUGCUAUCUGGGUCUCCGAAUGAAGUCGAUUCCAAAAGAGACCUCUGGAUGUGCUUCAUUAAGAAGCUAGAAGACUGGAACUUAGGCUUGAAAGGGGUCAAUAUGGCCAUACAGAACCAAACUAGAGCACUUCGUCAAUAUCAACUGGAUGAAAAAGACCAGCAGUGCCUGUGCGACUUGGUUGUGAUCAAUCCUCAGGACCACAAAGCACUCAUAGAGCGUACAAAGGGUGGAUUAUUGAAGGAUGCAUACCGCUGGAUCCUGCACGACGAAACCUACUGCAGAUUUCGAUUAGAUCCGGAAAGACGCCUCUUGUGGAUCAAGGGAGACCCGGGCAAGGGAAAGACAAUGCUUCUCUGUGGCAUAAUUGAUGAGUUGAAGGAGGAGCCUACACAACUCAUAACGUAUUUCUUCUGCCAAGCUACGCGGGAACAGGAUCAAAGAAGUGCCCCGGCGGUAUUUCGAAGCCUGAUAUGGUUUCUUUGCCAACAACGACCAGAAUUGGUAUCAUAUAUACGCGAGAGCUAUAAUGUUCAAGGAAAGAAGCUUUUUGAAGACCUAUGUGCACUGGAUGCCCUAGAGAAUAUCCUUCGCUCCAUGCUCUGCGACCCGGUUUUAGGAAGCGCCAUCUUUGUCAUUGAUGCACUAGACGAAUGCUGUGAUGAUGAUAGGCAUGACAUUAUUCGCCUCGUCAUCGAGCUUUCAAAGACAUUCGAUGCUAAAUGGGUUGUGUCGAGCCGAAACUUUACUGAUAUUGAGGAUCAGUUUCGAAGCGCCUGCAGCGAUAUCGAGCUGUCUCUUGAGUUGAACAAGGCUUCCAUUUCCAAGGCAGUGGGGUAUUUUAUUCAGAAAAAAGUAGAUGACCUGGAAAAAAUCAAGGAAUAUAAACCCAAGAUGAAGCAGGAUAUUCUCGAAACUUUGCAGCGUAAGGCCAGCGACACUUUCCUUUGGGCAGCCUUGGUGUGUAAAGAACUGGCGCACCCCAAGACCAAGCUUCACCAUACGAUGGCAAAGUUAGAAUCUAUACCAGAAGGGCUGAACGGCCUGUAUGAACGGAUGACAGAGCAGAUCUUUGCAGGCAAUGAUAGGGCUAUUCUGAAACAGAUCCUUGCCAGUACAUGCACUGCCUUCCGCCCAAUGACGCUUGAUGAGCUCUAUACUUUAGUUACAGAACUCGAGAAAUCCCAUAUUGAACCUGAAAAUUUGGAAGAGGUCAUCAAGGACUGUGGCUCAUUUCUGACUACGCAGGAAAGAACUGUUUACUUUGUGCAUCAAACAGCUCAAGACUUUCUGAUCAAAUCAAAAAAGAUAUUGACAGAUGGGAUCCUGUAUCAACACUCAGACAUGUUUGAACGCUCUCUAGCUGCUCUGAGAGGGCUUAAGAAGAACAUUUAUGAUCUCGAAAACCCAGGCGUGCUUGUCGAAGAGAUUACACAACCCCGCCCUAACCCAUUAGCUGGUUUGGAAUAUGCCUGUAUUUUCUGGGUGGACCAUCUCGCGGAAAUCCAAAACUGGUACACACGGACAGGACAGGAAAUUGAGGCUUUCAUCAGUAGUCAGCUCCUGAGCUGGCUGGAAGCUACAUCCUUAAUGCAGCAAAUGCCAGAAGCAGUAAGGGCAGUGAAGAAGCUUGGAUCCGUCAUUCGGGACAAAGGGAAUCAAAGCCUAAAUGAUCUCGCAGGAGAUAUGCAAAAAUUUGUUUUUUAUUUCCAGCAAGUAAUCGAGAUGGCACCUCUCCAGGUCUAUGGAUCAGCGCUCGUGUUCAGCCCCACGAGCAGUUUUAUGAAGCAAACCUAUCAAGCAGAAGAGACGACAGGAGUGAAAUUGUCUUCAGGCUUGUGUAUAAACUGGGACGCGGCCUGCACCCACGUACUCGAGGGCCAUACGGAAGCCAUAAUAGCUGUGAGAUUUUCUCACGAUGGUUGCCUGGUAGCUUCUAGCUCUUACGACCUGACUGUGAGGAUCUGGGACACGUCCUCAGGUCAAUGCAUUCAGACACUGAACUUUGCAGGACACAAUGUGAGUACUUCUUUUUCAUGCGAUAGGCGCUUGCUCGCGAUGGCUUCACGUGGUCUCAUUAAAAUAUGGGACCUUGAGGCCAAGGAAUUUGCGCAAGAUAUUAUUACAAACGGCGAAAGAGACGUCUUGUGGCUCCAGUUUUCAGCACAGUGCAAUGAAUUAGUUGUCAUUUUAGAAGAGGGAGAGGGAGCUGGUCAAGGUGUUGAGGUAUGGGAUAUGACUACGUCUAGUUGGGUCCGCACGAUCAACACGAGCUCGUUUGAGAACUUUUCGGUCUCUGUAGACGGUCGACAACUGGCGACGAUAACUCCUAAUUUUGAGGAUGCCAUACUGUUCGAUCUGACCACCGGGAACCGUCUCUCGAAGUUCCAGGGCAGAGACACAGUUUCAUUUUCCGCCACCGACCCAAACUUGCUUGCCUUGGUCUUUGAGAGAGAUAAGAUCGAAAUACGAAAUACGGAAACAGAGGAGUGCAUACAUACUUUCACCAUUGGCGAGCAAAUCAUAAGUGGUGGUUUUUGCUUAGGACCCGCAUUUCUCGCAACGGCUGAAAUCGGUUCCCAAAUAAUUAGAAUCUGGACCUUCGCGGGAGCUUGCACCCAGACUUUUUAUGGCCAUUCAAAACCGAUUAAUGACCUCGCAUAUUCUCCAAACAGACGUUUACUUGCCUCAGCAUCAGAAGACCGCACUAUCAGGCUCUGGGAUAUGUCAAUAGACCAGGCAAUUGCACAGGAGGUUGAGGAUCGCCAUGCCCCUUCGUCUUCCCUCAAGUUCUCAAACAACCAGCGGUGGCUUGCAUCAGCGGGGAUUGUAGAGAAGUCGGAUGGUGGCAAAUAUUUCGGCGUUAGAAUUUGGGACAUACCCACCCAGACUUGCAUUCACACACUGCCCAGUCGUAGAUCUAGCUGGCACGAGGACCUGAUUCUCCUAUUUUUUUCACAAGAUGAUCAGUGGCUUGUCUGUACCACUGACAACACCCUUAGAAUAUGGAACACGCCCAAUUGGCGUUUGCUCUUGCGUACAAAGCAUCACUACAUCAUUGACUUUUCAUUUUCCUCGAAUUCUUGCAAUGCUGCACUGCUCGAGAAAAUUAUGGGCUCAUCGAUCAGCAGGAUCCGCGUGUUGGAUCUCUAUACAAUGGCUUUUACCUAUACCAUCGAUGUGAAAGAAUAUAGUCCAAGAUUCCUUGAGCUUUCUGGAAAUGUCGAAUGGAUUGCAGUGGCUUUUUCGGACAAACUGAGAAUAUAUAACCUGAAGUCGCCUGCUACAAUACUCUCAGCCAAUAUUCCGGACAUCCAGGUAUUGCAGGCCGACUCAUCCACCGAUUUGAGGUUUUCCACCAACUUGGGGAUUGUAUACAGAGAAGGCGUCGAUGAUCUUCAGAUAGACCCUGGCGAGACAUGGCACUCAAAAAGCUUCAACAAUUACAGGGUCAGUGAAGACGGCGAAUGGAUUGUCAAGGGGGAUGAGAGGAUUCUUUGGGUUCCCCCUGAUUAUAGGUCAUCAAUAGCAGUCACAGCCUCAGUACUAGCAAUGAGCAGCCCUUCAGGGGGCAUAGUAUGGGGGAAAUUACCUUAA